Doryrhamphus excisus (bluestripe pipefish) is the source of this 981-nucleotide messenger RNA. Lineage: Eukaryota; Metazoa; Chordata; Actinopteri; Syngnathiformes; Syngnathidae. The record is from RefSeq and is a predicted model, not a curated record.
CAUGUCACGUGUCCAAACAAACGCGGUAGUGUUGAGUAAAGUUGGACCAGAAGAUUAUAUUGAAUAUUGUCUCGUUUUGUUGAUAUGUUAUUAUUAUUAUAGCUAUAUGUAGACAUAGCCGCAUUGUUAAGGUCACUUAUUCAACGUCGUUUUAGGGAUUAAUGGCGUCCUAUGUGUGGCUAUCAUUAUUAUCCAACCUGACGCUGUGUGUGUCUGCUCUUUUCUGUUCUUAUAAACUCUUUAAGGACCACAGAGCUCCCUCAGUUGGACUCUUGCUAGUUGGGCUAGCUGCAGGACUUUGUGUUUUACCUUCCUCAAGCACACUCCUCACCUCCAUCCAGAAAGAUGCAGUCUGGGCCGGAGACAUUCUUGCUCCAUCGCUGCUCGCCUUCCACUUCCUGUGGUUGAGUGAGGAUCACAGCACAGCAGGCAUUCUCUUGGUCGGCUCCUGCCUGCUGCUGGGCCUGUGUGACAGUCUCUCAGCAGAUACACUGGUGGUCCUGAGUCGCUGCCUGGGCCUGGCGUCCUUGUCCUGCUGCCUCAUGGUGUGUCUGUUUGCCGGAAACAUGACAGGCGCCUUGACUAGCGUGGCUCUCAGUUUGCCCGUGCUUUUGGCUCCCACUUUUGGGAGAGACACUUUUGCAUCUCUUACUUCCCCGGCCGCCAAUGAGGGAAUGAUGAGAUUGUUUUUGAAAGGGUUCAUGUCCGUAGGAUGUUGGGCCUCCACUCGUUCCCUUCACAAGUUUCUGUUGGAUGUGACUGACCGAUAUAAUUUACACAUAUAGAACUACUAAUACCGUCUCCAUCUUCAGGAAUUUAAUUAAGAGACUAAUAAAAGGCUCAGGAACAGUUUGUAAUAUUUCUAAUGUGUGAUUAGAAAAUGAAAAUAUAAUUCCAGUAAUCAUCAAAAUGAUGAAAGAAAUUAAAUACAUUCUUGAAUUAUUUCACUGUAUGUAGUUUACUGAAACUUUACAAAAAUAA